AUGCAUUCGCGGCGCAAUCACAACAAUUUGAGUCUCCCAACAGACCAGCUCCGUCCCACUGCCGUAACAUCUUCAUUCCUAUCCCCCAAAACCCCAUUCUCCCAACACCGUGUCUUUCUAUUAGAACGCUCACCGCCGCCAUCGCCAGGACUGCCUGUGCCGGAUCGGGAACUUGCCGGAAAGGCAGCUACAGGAAGUAGAGGACGGCUUUUCAGAAGACUGCUGUUGAUUGUACUCGGUACGCUUUCAUUAGCACUAUGGGGUACUAAUCUGCUGUACUCCUACAACCGAUCAGAGAAUGAAAGCCCGCUGCAUGGAAAAGGUCGUCAAUACGACAUGGUGGAAGCAUCUGAGUUGCCAGAUGAACCUUGUGCAAUCAUUGUCAAGGAUCACAAUAGGAGAACUAAAUGGACCGUAUACAUCCCAUCGACGCUUGGCUUCCCGUUAAAACCAUCACAGUAUGCAGAAAUAUGCUUGCAAUCAGUAGAGAUGUCACAUCAUGUCGCAGAGCAGACCAAAUCCCACUCAAAAAGACACCAAGGCUAUUAUCAGCAGGAUCCUCAUUUUGUAGAUGUCUUGGAAGCCUGGCAGCAGGGUCUCUUGCCCUCUGAACAGGACGAACACACUCGACCGAAUGAUGGCACCGACGUUUGCAAGAAGAGCUUAACAUAUGUGCUGGAGACAUCCGAUGCAGGAAUGGGAAACGCCUUACUCGGUUUGUGGAUGUCUUAUGGUCUGGCUCAACAUGAAGGACGAGCAUUCUUCAUUGAUGAUUCACGCUGGGCAUAUGGAAAUUACUCGACGUACUUCCAGUCUCCUCCUAAGCCGAACUGUCGUUCCCCUCGACCAUCCCAGAUCGUCCCAUGCCCCCACACUGCUCGCCAUAUUGUCGUUUCUGCGGCCAUCACUAAGCACACCUUCGGCCAUGCUUUCAUAGAUGAAUGGGAGGAUCCACGCAGAAUGAAUGUUCAGCGUCAGCAUAAGAUCUUCGCUCUACUACGCACUGGCUAUGAUGCUCUGUUCAAGCUUCGCUACGAUGAUGCGACCUACGUAGAGAAGCGCGUUCAGUCCUUGUAUAAUCCUACCACCACUGCUGGUGGCCUCAAUAUUGCCAUACACAUUCGUAGAGGCGACAGGCAUCCUUUUGAAUACCAAUACUCAAAAGAUUACCUACCUACAGCACGUUUCCUUGAUUCUGCGGUAUCACUUGUAACGAAUUACUUCGCAUCUGGUCACCAUUUUCCCGGCACCCCGGUCGACCGCCGGGACCCUCUUGCCCCUUCCGCUGUCUCUCCCAUUUCUACGGAUGCGGACUCCAUCGCAGCAAUUAUGCACAACUACUCCUCGUCUCUCGUCCUCGCAUCCGACGACGCCGCGCUCUACAAAUCCUCCGAUCUCGCACCCCCGACCACCACCCGUGCUCAGUCCCAUAUCGUACUCGCCACCAAAUCUGAGCUUCUGGCCUCGGCAACGAAACAAGGCACCAGGCCCAACAAAUUUGUCGACGAUGUGUCUGGCUGGGAAGGCGGGUUCUAUGCGAGCAUGUUCUGGGGUCUAGGUAUGCCACGGGAUAAAGAGCACGCGCGAUCAUACAGCUUUGAGAGUCCGGUGGGCGAAGAGGCGAUGAGGUUACGAGAGUUGCUAGCGAGGAGCUAUUUAUUAGAUUUGAGUGUGCUUGGAAGGGCAGAUGCGGUGAUUUGUGCAGUUGGCAGCGCAGCAUGUAGGAUCCUGGGCGUUAUGGUGGGCUGGGAGGGUGUUGGAGGUACAGAGGAGGACGUAUGUAAGAAGCGUGUCUAUUGA
Messenger RNA from Pseudovirgaria hyperparasitica, 1800 nucleotides. RefSeq lists its product as uncharacterized. The transcript has 2 exons. Lineage: Eukaryota; Fungi; Ascomycota; Dothideomycetes; Acrospermales; Acrospermaceae. Gene Ontology annotation, biological process: protein N-linked glycosylation. Bases 1 to 1800 code for a protein of 599 amino acids. Gene Ontology annotation, molecular function: alpha-(1->6)-fucosyltransferase activity. The record is from RefSeq and is a predicted model, not a curated record.